Messenger RNA from Closterium sp. NIES-65, 1368 nucleotides. NCBI's taxonomy places the organism in Eukaryota, Viridiplantae, Streptophyta, Zygnematophyceae, Desmidiales, Closteriaceae. The record is from the annotation of a GenBank genome assembly.
AUGAUGCGGAAGAGUAGCAAUGCCUGGAAUAUCGCUCCGCAGGGAAGCUUCCUAGUCAUCCUCUCCGUGCUUCCCUGGUUGUACGUCGCUUUUGACUUCAUCGGAAACUGCCGCCAUGGCCCAUCCGCGGAGCAAGAGAUGUACCUAUCCCGGUUGCAGCCCAUCACUCCCUUCCAACAAAUCCUCGACAAUGUCACAUCCGAUAAACGCGCGAGCCACUACGGCGCGUUCUACAGCCUGUAUCUCGACCCCUUACGCCGACCGCAACUAACCCGUGGUGACGAUCGGAUCCCAAUCUGGGAAAACCAGGAGGUUAACUUGCUGACAGUCGGUCGUGCGUACGGCGACUCGCUGCAGCUGUGGAAGCGGGCAUUCCCGAGGGGUGUUAUCUACGGCAUUGCAAAUGACACCACCUCCUCCUUGAUGCUCCAGGCAGCGGCGAGGGACCCGCGGGUGCGGCUGAUGGUGGGCGACCAGGCGAAUGGGAAUUUCUUGCAGAAAGCGGUUUUUGAUAUUAAGAAUGAGGUGGGCCUUCUUGACUUCAUAGUGGACGAUGGUAGUCACACCAUCGAUCAGCAACAGACAUCCCUCAAACACCUCCUUCCGCUUGUCAAGGCCGGCUUCAUCUCGUUCGAAGCGAUCGUCAACCAAGGCACGUCCGAUAAGCGCACGCAUCACUACGGCGCCUUCUACAGCCUCUAUCUCGACCCGCUCCGCCUGCCGCUGCAGCCCGAAACCCCCGCCAACUGCCAGCAGCCCCAGCCAGGCGAAGAUGACCACUCUCAGUACACACAGAACACGCAAGACUCGCAGGAGCAGCAGCCGUGGGAGCCGCGCGCGGUGAACAUGCUGGAGAUCGGGCUCAAAUACGGCGACUCGCUCAAGCUGUGGAAGCGGGCGUUCCCGAGGGGCAGGAUAUAUGGCAUUGACAAUGAGAUGAUCUCCAAGAUCGGGCUCAAAUACGGCGACUCGCUCAAGCUGUGGAAGCGGGCGUGCAGGGUCUACGGGAUUGACAACGAGAUGAUUUCCAAGGUGAACAUGCUGGAGAUCGGGCUCAAAUACGGCGACUCGCCAAAGCUGUUGAAGAGAGCGUUUACGAGAGGCAGGAUGUGCGGGAUCGACCAUGAAAUGAUGGUGUCUCUUCCCUCUCUCUUGACCAUGUUUAUCCCACACCACCCAUCCCUCACCUGUCCAUGUCUGUCCCAAACCCAUCCCCUGUUCUCUUCGCUUCGCCGCUCGUCUCCGCAGAAGCACCAGGCGGAGGCGAGGGACCCGCGGGUGCGGCUGAUGGUGGGCGACCAGGCGAAUGGGACGUUCCUGGAGCAAGUGGUGGCCGAGAUAAAGAGUGCGGUGAGGAGUGGUGGCUGA